UUGGAUCAUAUACGGGAGCUUUAGGCUCAAACUACGGAAGCAAGUAAAACUAGAACCUAAGCCGAAGCAGCUGGGGUGAAUGUAUCGAGCCUGGGCAGGUGGGGAGUCUUUCUAGUCAAUGAUUCAUGAAUGUGGCCAAUUCCAGCCUCUGUCCACAACCUUGACGUCCUUACUUUCAUCCGCUGCUCCCGGCCCCAAAGCAAUCAGUGUAACACGAUGGCAGACUCUGUUAUACAACUCCGCCAAUGCCAAAUGUAUACGAACCACCAAACAACUCCACGCUUAUACCAUCACCUCUGGCCUCCUUUUAUCCCCCAAGUCCACACAUCUGCUCUCGCUUCUUGCAUCAGCGUAUGCGGUCGGUGGCCAAAUUGUAGUUGCCCGUUACCUGUUCGAUAAAUCGCCUGAUAGGACAUUCUUCUCGUAUAAGACCAUGAUAAGAAUGUGUGCUGAAGAUGGGUCUUCGCAUAAGGCUCUAAAACUCUUCGCUGAGAUGCUUGAAUCGGGUCGUUACAAACCUGAUAAUUAUACCUUUCCUUUUGUCAUUAGGGCCUGUGGUGAUUCUUUACUGCCUCAAUUGGGUACUGCUGUUCAUGGUUUAGCUCUUGUAAGUGGCUAUGGUUCGGAUACAUUUACUGCGAAUUGUCUGUUGGCAAUGUACAUGAAUGUUGGAGAUAGAGAGGGGGCGAAGCGGGUUUUUGAUACUAUGGGAGAGCCUACUAUUGUCUCGUGGAACACUAUGACCAGUGGUUAUUUUCGAAAUGACAGUGCCAAAGAAGCUUUGAUGUUGUUUCGGAAAAUGGUGGACAGUGGGGUGGAAGCUGAUGCUGCAACAGUUGUUUCUGUUUUGCCUGCUUGUGGGUUUUUGAAGGAUUUGGAAUUGGGGAGAGAGGUGCAUUUGCUGGUGGAAAAGAAGGGUUUAGGGAAGAAGGUGUCGGUGAGGAAUGCCCUGGUGGAUAUGUAUGUUAAGUGUGGUAAAAUGGACGAGGCACGAAGUGUGUUUGAUAAGAUUAUUGAGAAAGAUGUGGUGACUUGGACAACUAUGAUUCAUGGGUACUCCUUGAAUGGUGAUGUUAGAAGUGCUUUAGGAUUGUGUCAACUUAUGCAGUUCGAAGGUGUAAAACCUAAUGCAGUUACUCUGGCUUCUCUUCUUGCAUCUUGUGCCAAUUUGCCUAACUUGAAGUUAGGUAAAUGUUUGCACGGUUGGGCAUUAAGGCAGAGAAUUGAAUCUGAUGUAAACGUUGAAACUGCACUUAUUGACCUGUAUGCAAAAUGCAAAUGUAUGAGACUUAGCUUCAAGGUGUUCUUUAAGACUUCUAAAACAAGAACUGUACCUUGGAAUGCGAUUCUUUCAGGGUGCAUUUAUAAUAUGCUUGGGGAAGAAGCAAUAGAGCUUUUCAGAGAAAUGCUUCUGGAAGGAGUGAAACCCAAUGACGCAACCUUCAAGAGCCUCCUUCCAGCAUUUGCAGUUCAAGCAGAUAUGCAGCAAGCAAUGAGUUUACACAGUUACCUCAUAAGAUCAGGCUUUAUCUUGAGAACUGAAAUUGCAACUGGCUUGGUUGACAUUUAUUGCAAGUGUGGGAAUUUGAAAUCUGGUCACAGGGUCUUUAGUGGGGUCCCCUUGAAGAAAAGAGACAUUGUUCUCUGGAGUGCACUUAUAGCAGGUUACGGCACUCAUGGGCAUGGUGAAAUUGCUCUUUCUCUCUUUUAUGAUAUGGUGCAGUCUGGGAUUAGACCUAAUGAAGUCACUUUUACUUCUGUUUUGCAUGCAUGUAGCCAUGCAGGUAUGGUGGAUGAUGGUUUGAGUUUAUUUAAUUUCAUUUAUGGAAGUUUCCCUUUGUGUCUUCGUACCAAUCACUACACCUGCAUGGUUGAUCUUCUUGGUCGUGCGGGUCGACUUGAAGAAGCUCAUGAAUUGAUUAAAAGUAUGCCUUUCCAACCGAGUCCUACUGUGUGGGGUGCUUUGCUUGGUGCCUGUGCGAUACAUGAAAAUGUUGAACUGGGAGAGGAGGCUGCUAAAUGGCUGUUUGCAUUGGAACCAGAGAACACGGGAAACUAUGUACUGAUGGGGAAUAUUUAUGCUGCUCUUGGAAGGUGGAAAGAUGCAGAGAAUGUGAGACAUAGGAUGAAUGAAGUAGGGUUACUCAAAUCGCCAGCUCACAGUGUAAUUGAGGUAAGGAAACCUGUGUAGUGUCAUUUGCUGUUAGAUGCUUGGCUUAAAAAAGUUGCAAGGCUGCCACAUCUUCAAUGUUUGAUGUGCCAACUGUUGAUUUCAAAUUCUUGGCACAUUGAAUGAAUAUAACAUUAGAUGAUGAAGCAUUUGUUGUUCUAUGAGAGAUUACAUCGUUUUUCUUCGAGGCGUACGCAAAGGUAUUACUAUAUACUAGCUAGUCAUGCUGUUGUGCUUUGCUGAUGAAUGAAAUUAAUCCACCUUAAGCAGUCUAAUAAGGACCAUUUCCCUGGUGAGCUUGUGCGAAAUUAUUUCCAAGAUGUUUGGCAUUUUACAAGGCAAGCCAGAUACCCUGACAAACUGGUUCCUUAUUUGAUUUAAAUGAGAGAGAUUUUGGGACAGUUAUAGUCGUUAAGUUGGUCUUUUCAGGGCUGGCUUAUUUAGAAAGAUUGAAAGAGAUGUACGUUGUCUACUUGACACCAAAGUUUACCGCAAAAAUGGGUGCUAGACAAGCCAUUGACUAAUUUUUUCUCAGUCCGGAAAAAUUGUGUGUCAUUGGGAAAGACGCGAGGACUUAAUAGUUUGUGUAUUUUUAUCAGAACACCUGCAUGUGGGAGAAAGGAUUGGUUAAUUGUAGUUCUCCAAUUGAUGUGUAGAACAUGCAAGGAAAUUACUAAGGGGAAAAGUGGAGUUGCUUGAAGCCAGCAGCAAGAGAGAACAACCGUGUAUGCAGAGUCUUUGACACAUCGUUGGAAAACGUGGAAUCCAAAAUCUUUAUCUCAAAAGUACAUAAACCUAGAAGUGCCCUCUUUCUCAAGCAGAGAGAAUCAAAUUUGGAUGGUUAACAGCAGCGAUGAAAAGGAUGA
Coffea eugenioides is the source of this 3036-nucleotide messenger RNA. Its product is annotated as pentatricopeptide repeat-containing protein At5g39350-like. The transcript has a single exon. Gene Ontology annotation, biological process: RNA modification. Bases 119 to 2191 code for a protein of 690 amino acids. Gene Ontology annotation, molecular function: RNA binding; protein binding. Lineage: Eukaryota; Viridiplantae; Streptophyta; Magnoliopsida; Gentianales; Rubiaceae. The record is from RefSeq and is a predicted model, not a curated record.